UCAGCCUCGUCUCGUGGUAGGAAGUUGUUUCGCGCGCGCCCUGAGACCAAAGACGAACAACAACAAUUUAGAAGAUAUGGCGGACGCAAAUGCGAAGAUCACGGUGCAUUCACUGUCAGACCUCAAAAACACCUCCGACGACGCAAUCCCCAACUACCUCAAUUCCCUCUCCUUCAAGCAAUCGCACACGCUCUGCGACGUGCGCCUCGCGCUUGGCUACUCGGCCUUCGCCAUCUGCGCCGCCUGCUUCUGCUGGGACUACAAGCUCGGCUUCGACGAUACGAAGUACUACAGCGCGGCAGCCGUCGCGCUUUACACGCUCCUGAAUGGCGCGCUGACGCUGUGGGUUUGGCUUGUCGAGGGAGGGACGGUGUAUGUAGGGACUAGUAAGGCGGGCGAUAAGAUCGCAAUCUCCACCUCCACAAAAAAGCACACCCCAACCUACACCCUAACCAUAACCUCUCAAUCCCCCACCUCCCCCGCCGCCACAACCACCACCCUCUCCCGCCCCUUCGCAGACUGGUUCGACAGCGCAGGCCACUUCGUCGCCCUCCCCUUCCAGCAGAUGCUCGCCGGAGCCGCUCCCGUGAUAGGGAAGGCUGAUCCCGGUAGGGCCGCGCUGGGGGUUAAAGGGAAGGAGGCGGAGGUGGCGGCGUUGAGGGAGACGGUGGAGGAGGCUGUCAGAGCUAGUGGGAGUGCUGUUGGUGGGGAGGGGGCGAGGGGGAGGAGGCAGAAGGCGUAGAGGGAGAGAGCAUGUAGGUUUUAGAGAUUGCGGGCUGGCGUUGAGUCAAGGAGAAGGGAAAAUGGGUUGGGUUUGGGAUUGGGGGUAAUGCUCGCGCGGUCGGGGUUGGCUGGCGUGAAAGGGGGAGAGUUGUGUUGGCAGUUUUACAAUUUAUAUGAAAGAAAUCUGGACUCUGAUGGGCUGUUCUGAAAAUGAAAGAUAUGAGGGCGACGAAAGAGAUGCAAUUGACACAAGCAAUGCAAUCGACCCAAGCAAUGCAAUCGACACAACAGAUGACAAUACGGGGUGGCCUAUCGCCGUGUACCAGCCUUGCAACAUGCUACACACGCGCUUAGAGACUUAUCAUAGGAAGGCUAACUUACCUAACAAAAGAGAGGAGGCGCCAACGUGAAAACGAUGGAUACUAUUGCUCUAUAGCAUGCUAUCUAAACCUACCCAAUACAGUGUUGGAUGACGGGUGCAUACAGGCGGGAGUGAUCAGUGCAGUGAUACGGGAGGUACUAUCUGAAUCCAUGCAGACGCAUUAAAGGCAGAUAUCUUUCACUGAUACUAGGCAAGCAACAGGUCGACGCCAUGGAUGCUCGUGUGGCUAUUCACGCAACAAAAAAAUUACAUGCAACAGUAGGUAUUCGCUGGUGGUCACCCACCCAACUACUAAUCUACCGAUUUCAAGCAAACACCUGGAUAUUACUUAAAUCGGUGCCAUCUGGCCUAGCGGGUGAGCCUCGCCGCCCUUACCCUUGUUUCGACCACCUCGACCAUCCAAAAGUGGGUCCAUUUUUGACGACGUGUUGCACUGCGACAUUAGAUGCACACAGGUGAGCUGGGUGGGUAGGUGAGCAUGGUGAGCAAGGUAAGCAGGGUGAGCAGGGUGAGCAAGGUGAGUAGGGUGAGCUAGAUGGG
Messenger RNA from Pseudogymnoascus verrucosus, 1645 nucleotides. RefSeq lists its product as uncharacterized. Gene Ontology annotation, cellular component: signal peptidase complex; membrane. The transcript has 3 exons. The record is from RefSeq and is a predicted model, not a curated record. Gene Ontology annotation, biological process: protein targeting to ER. NCBI's taxonomy places the organism in Eukaryota, Fungi, Ascomycota, Leotiomycetes, Thelebolales, Thelebolaceae. The coding region runs from base 77 to 742 and encodes 221 amino acids.